Mauremys mutica (yellowpond turtle) is the source of this 653-nucleotide messenger RNA. RefSeq names its product tetratricopeptide repeat domain 23 (gene TTC23). Gene Ontology annotation, molecular function: protein binding. The record is from RefSeq and is a predicted model, not a curated record. The transcript has 6 exons. The coding region runs from base 25 to 399 and encodes 124 amino acids. Lineage: Eukaryota; Metazoa; Chordata; Testudines; Geoemydidae.
CCAGUGCCAGGUGGCCCAGAGGGAAUGAACAGAACAGAUCUGGCUGAGAAGUAUUUUCAAGAGAGCAUAAAUGCUUUUAAAGAAGCUGAAGGGAUGGAGAGUGCUAAAUGCCUCGGAGCUGUGGAUGAUUUCUGUCAGUUUCUUAUAGCCACUGGACAACAGGAGAGAGCACCAAUAAUGCUGAAAGGAUCAUUAGAAGCUAAAAUAUCCCUAUUUGGGUAUCUCAGCCUGGAAGUAGCAGAGACAUACUGGCUCCUAGGAGGAACAGAACUGGCACAAGGACACACACAUUUGGCAUACAAGAAACUUAAGAAGUGCCUGUACCUUCAGACCCUCUUAUUUGGCAGCCACAACAAAAGGACUGUAGCAACCCAGGAGGUCAUUGACUUGUCAAAAUGAAUGUAGCAGCAAAACAGAGACCAUCAGAUAAAAAAGACCACCAGACUGUGCUAUUCAACAGUACUCCAUAGUGGGAAGACCCAGAGCCUCUAUAUAGGAGACAGGUUUCUCAUGCUUACUUCUGAAGACUGAACCUGUAUCUGCACGUAUCGGUCACGCAGAACUGAAAUCCGUCAUUGGAUUAAAUACUGAAUGUAAAGCAAAUUUCCAUGGGGAUAAAUUACUUACCUUAAUGGAUACAGAAAAAAAAUUAA